Mollisia scopiformis is the source of this 1064-nucleotide messenger RNA. RefSeq lists its product as uncharacterized. The transcript has 2 exons. The coding region runs from base 128 to 838 and encodes 236 amino acids. NCBI's taxonomy places the organism in Eukaryota, Fungi, Ascomycota, Leotiomycetes, Helotiales, Mollisiaceae. The record is from RefSeq and is a predicted model, not a curated record.
ACGACUUUGAAGCGCUUCCCGGUCACCUUCAUUUUUCGAAUACAAGUUUCGCACACCCUCACCGUUCAAAAAUCACCACCGUCAAGGAUCUGUAACUGCCUCGAAUCUAUCAUAUCAGAUCCGCGAUAUGAUUCCAGACCCUUCCUCACAAUCAGUGAGCUGCGGUACAAAGAAUCGAGAUUCAUCACCAACCCCAAACACCAUGCAACUUGUCACUGCCGAGGACGAGAGCGAAGUCGAAGUUGCGAGAUAUAUGUCCGCUGACGUUGAGGGAAAUGAAGGCGAUGUUGAAGGAAUCAUUGUAACUGCCGGCGCUCGUUCAGUUGAACGAUCCAUCAGAUAUCUGAACGAUUCUGUUCCUGAUGACGAGACAGAAGAAGAAGUUGUGGCAGUUGAAAGUGAGAAAGUCACGUCCAAGAGACAAAACGGGUUUCCAUCCGUGAAAGAGCUACCCAGCUGGUUUCCAAAGAACAUCAAGAAAAUCUAUAGAGUUGAGAGACAUGGUGGUGCACUUUCCUUCAAGGAACUCAACCUCAUCACCAGAUACCGAAACCUCGUAGAGAUCAUCCAUCGUCGAACAUGGAAGCGGUAUCUGAAAGCCGGGAAAGCAAGAUGGCAGCUCCAGAAAGUCAUUGGUCGCCAUACGUCACGAUCGCUAACGAAGGCAUUUUUUGAGCAUCGCAAGAAACAAUUCACUGCCUGGAAGACAAAAGCAUUACGGGCUUGGAAGAAACUUGAGAAGGUCCACCGGGGAACUCUGAUCUUGGACGAGACGAUCAACAUCAAUUUCCGUCAAGAGAGAAUGAUUUAUGCCAAGAAGUUGCGGCGUUCGAUGUGAUGGGGAGUGAGGUGAUGAGUUUGCAUGCGGGAGCACUGCAGUUUUACAAGGUCACCGAAGUUAUUUCACUUGCGUUCAACUUGCGCUCAUCUGGGAGAACGUUCGGCAUAAUCACAUAUGCAUUCGGUUGACUGAAAUGGAAUUCACCCCCACAAAACGACGCCUGAAUGUAAGAUCUUACAAUUUCGUUUGGCGAGGACUUCGAGGACCUACUAGCACUCCGGAA